Molecule: messenger RNA, 824 nt
Organism: Mizuhopecten yessoensis (Yesso scallop)
Lineage: Eukaryota; Metazoa; Mollusca; Bivalvia; Pectinida; Pectinidae
Exons: 4
Source: RefSeq, a predicted model, not a curated record
GAAAACUGCAGUUCCGUUGACUUCACAUGCGCUGACACACCUUGUAAGAAUGGCGGCAAUUGUUCGAGUGAAUCAGGGAACGUAACUUGUACAUGCUUACCGGGUUGGAAGGGUGAUAUAUGUGAGGAAGCUGUAGAUCCUUGUGCUGGUAAUCCCUGUGAAAAUAAUGGCACGUGCUCCAUUGAACACUUUGGAUUUUCCUGUACCUGUCAUGAUGGUUUCAUUGGUGAUGUCUGUAAUAUCACGGAUAUGACGACGAUAUCCACGUUUAUAGAGUCGACAACAGUUACUGUAAUUGUCGACACGACGACAGGAGAAACGUCGGACGUUACUACUGUUAACGAUACAGAGAUAUUAAAAACAACUACACAGCUUCCUGAAACUUCAACAGCAUUGAGGAUAGCGUCCAUAAUGCUCAAAGGGAGAUUACUCGGAGAUAAUAGAGAAGACGUUCGGAAAGGAAUGACUAAUCUCCUUCAAAAAAUGUUGAAUUUAAAAGGCAAAGUAGAAAUCGCCAUCAAUUAUAAACCAGCAAUACUUCCGAAUGGAGAAUUAGUUACGAAUGUUUUGGUCCAUGUGGAAGAAAAUGGUAACACAGUGGAACCAGAGACAAUUCAGAAAGUAUUUCAGGACACGGAAAUUGCGGUGCUAGAACAAUACAUACCCUUGCCUAUUUACCGCGAGGGAGCCCCUAAGACAGCCCCUCUCCUAGACGGCCACCCCAGUUGGAUCCAUGACAACUGGUACGUGGUUCUAGUCAUUUUUGUCGUCAUCAUCGCCAUGUGUAUAUGCCUAACAGCGUUCGUCGUAUAUAAGAGGAAAAG